UCUGCUGAGAUUGUAGCCACAAAAGCUGACGCCAGUUGUCUCCGGGACAUAAAUUAUUUUUUUUUGACUACGCGACACGGUAAAACACCCAAAGCCGAGUUUUGUUAUAUGUACAUUUUUUAGAUUAAGAAGUAUCGCGAAUACUUCAGUUAAUUAAACCGCUUGGUUUUUGGGUGAGGAUCUGUGGAAAGUAGAGUGCGCGAUAACGGUAACUUUCAACCCGAAUUUCGCCAUGUUCCGCAGCAACUUGGAAGCCAGUGGCGCAGCAGACAAUUUUGCUGCUUUCCACGCAAGAGGGGGACUCAACAUGCUGGGCCUGCAGGACAUGUUCCUCGACACCAGUGGCGCCAACUCAUCGGCCACACUCAGUCCGCCUAGCACCCCUCUGACGCCGCUGACCCCUGACCCGUCGACUGCAGCCCAGACGACGCACUUCCCCCUUUUGGCGGACAGCGCCGCCGCUGCCAAUACGCUGCUGCUCCAACGGCAGUACCAUUACCACUUGCUGCUCCAGCAGCAGCAACAACAACUAGCCCUGGCGCAGCAUCAGUUGGCCUUGGCGGCUUCAGCGGCGGCAGCCAGUGCAAAUCACCAGCAGAAGGACGAAAUUGCGCGAUCGUUGAAAAUCUUUGCCCAGCUGACGACGGGCGCAGCAGAAAACGCGGCCGGCCCCACACAGGAUGCAAUGCAGGAGUUUGCGUCCAACGGCUAUGUGAGCGACGACCUUAGCCGCUUUUCCUACGGGAGUGUUCCGACGCGGGCUCAAACGCCUCCGCCACAGCAGCAACAGCCGGGGAUGUACCUUCCACAGGGUCGCAAUCCCGUCCAGCAGCCGGCCAGUAGCGGCAAUCUAAUACCGAUGCCUGCUCCACUCGCCACCCACUGGCUGCACAAUUACCGCGAGCAGUUAAACAACGUGUGGCGCAAUAUGUCCUACAUGCCGGCCACCACAAGUGUUGUGGGCUUGCAAGCCCAGGCAGCGGUGAGCAUGGCACCCAAUCUCAGCGUGGGAGUCGGCCAGGGUUUGCCCAUCCAGACGGAGCAGCAACGCGGUGCUUCCAAUCCCAGCAAUAAUAUCAACAAGGUGCACAAGCGAUACAAUAACAACAGCAAGGCCAAGGAGAUCAGUCGCCACUGCGUCUUUUGUGAAAACAACAACGAACCAGAGGCGGUGGUCAACAGCCACACAGUACGAGACAACUUUAACCGAGUGCUGUGCCCCAAGCUGCGCACCUAUGUCUGCCCCAUUUGCGGGGCAUCUGGGGACUCGGCGCACACCAUCAAAUACUGCCCCAAGAAGCCAAUCAUCACCAUGGAGGAUGCGAUCAAGGCGGAGUCAUUCCGCCUGGCCAAGAGCAGUUACUACAAGCAACAGAUGAAGGUUUAGAGAACACAUCCAGAAGGAGCAGAGCUCUGGCAGCAUCUGCAGCGUUUAUAUAACCAGAAAUAUAUAUACGCGUUCUGAUCAAGACUGGAUUUACCAGAUAGAUUAUUCACCUAAAUAGCGCCUGGCGCGUUCGAUUUUAUAAAGCUUAAAACUUAUCGUGCCUAUAUUUCUUAUCGUAUAUGCAACGAUCAAACACUCAAAUCAAAAUUAAUAAUUCAAAUAAUUUAUGUCUGUUUCUGUGAAAAGGAAACCUAUUUUGUAAUGGAAAAGUACUCACAAUAUCGUAAUAUUUGUUCAAUCGUCGUGGC
Drosophila gunungcola (fruit fly) is the source of this 1695-nucleotide messenger RNA. It is a transcript of the gene nanos, whose product is annotated as protein nanos. NCBI's taxonomy places the organism in Eukaryota, Metazoa, Arthropoda, Insecta, Diptera, Drosophilidae. Gene Ontology annotation, cellular component: perinuclear region of cytoplasm. Gene Ontology annotation, molecular function: zinc ion binding; mRNA binding. The record is from RefSeq and is a predicted model, not a curated record. Gene Ontology annotation, biological process: oogenesis; negative regulation of translation. Bases 233 to 1387 code for a protein of 384 amino acids. The transcript is spliced from 4 exons.